AUGCGUGACGAGAGUGAGCAACCUAUGUCUCCCGAUUUUGGGUCCAGUCGGCACAACCCAUAUUCACAGGGGUUUACAACAAUCGAACAAAUUGACUUGAUUGAUAAAGCUGCGUCUCUCAGUGAUGUUACGAAAAUCAUGAAUCCCGAAUAUCAUGAUGUCGAAGAGUACAGGUUUAAUUUUUCAAAACUGAAAAGCCAAGGAACAAUCGUGUGGACACAUUCGAUUUCGAAAGCAUUAAUCGACGGCAGUACUGGAAUUAUCGCUGGAAUGCUCUCAAUAAGCACCGCUGCAAUGAGCCUUGAGGACGCUUGCUUUGCUGAAUUAGCCAAGCACGAAGCUACUUGGGACAACCUGUCAUUGCUUCUUGAAAAUGACAAGAAGGGCAUUGCAAGAUUAAGCUUGAAUACAGAUGAAAAUAAUACCCCGAAAGCACAGAAUUAG
Molecule: messenger RNA, 444 nt
Organism: Morchella importuna
Lineage: Eukaryota; Fungi; Ascomycota; Pezizomycetes; Pezizales; Morchellaceae
Exons: 1
Coding region: 1-444 (147 amino acids)
Source: RefSeq, a predicted model, not a curated record